GGAAUAUUGGUUCUCAAUUGUGACGUUAAUAUCUGACUCUCGUUUUACUGAAUGGACAAAAGGUUAGGUCUGUAUCGCUUUUUCUUCAAUUGAUAUUUUUUGGAAAUUUUAUUUUUUUCUGAAGCGAUAUGAAAUGAAAGGUAUCAAAUAUAUAUACACUUAUAAGUGAUUAUAGAAAUUAAACUUACGAGAAGACCACGGGAAACCUUAAUUGGUAAUCCCCCAUCCUGGACUCGGUCACGUGACUAUAACAGACAACUUCCGAUGCCAAUAUAUCUGUAUGAGUUCUGUGUAGUAACGCAAGUCUUUAACAGCUUUCACUAUCGUGGUAAAAAAUUCUGUGGUAACUAAACUACAACAAUUAGUUUAAACGGAGAAAUUAUUGCAGCCAUGAUUUAGACGCAAAGGAUUAAAAAGUGUACAUUGGACGAUUAAAGGGAACACGAGUUAGUCCAUUUGACAAACGGCGAUUUCGCCCCGUGAUGGUACAAAUUCCAGUGCUGGUUACGUCAAAAACUUAAUUAGGAAAUAAUGAAGGAGAAGAAAAAUUAACAUUUGGCUGAUGGUAUCGGUGUGACUACGACAAAGUACCAAAGAUACAGAAAUUGAAAUUUAGAUUUACAUAGAUUUGGACGUGGGAGUAUGACGGUGAAGGAGGUAGUCUCCCUUAGUAAGGUGUCGGGAUGCAUCAACAGAUGUCGCCAGUCUCGAUACCUCGUUCUCGUCAUCGUUUUCAUUGCUCUCUUCCUGGACAACAUGCUUCUAUCUGUUGUCGUGCCCAUUAUACCAAAUUUCUUACGGAAACUGGAGAGUCCGUACGAAUAUGUGAAUAAAACAGUGAACAGGACUGCCCUAAUUACCAAGUGUGUUCCUGUGAAUGUGACGUUACAAUCAAAUAUCCAAAGACUAGUCAGUACCUACAACAAGAGAUUUAGCUAUGCAGAGAGUCCGAGCUAUAUGGACUGUGUAAACCAUACUGUGAAUGAGACAGUUCAGGAUGUGGAUGAGAUUCCAAUCGAGACUCGACGACAUGCAGAAUUAGCCAACGAGAAUGUAGAAGUUGGGCUGAUGUUUGCAUCUAAGGCACUAAUUCAGCUGAUAGCCAAUCCCUUUGUGGGCCAUCUAACUAACAGGGUUGGGUACACGAUUCCAAUGUUCACGGGUUUCGUGGUUAUGUUUGUAUCUACAGUCAUAUUUGCCUUUGGGGAGAACUACUGGGUCCUUGUUUUUGCCAGAGCAGUCCAAGGAAUCGGUUCCUCCUGCUCAAGUGUCGCAGGAAUGGGGAUGUUGGCAAUGACUUACCCAGAUGAUAAGGAGAGAGGAAAUGCCAUGGGUCUGGCAUUAGGUGGUCUAGCCAUGGGGGUACUUGUUGGGCCACCAUUUGGAGGUAUCAUGUAUGAAUUUGCUGGAAAAGAAGCACCUUUUCUCAUUCUUUCUUCGCUUGCCCUACUAGACGGCUUACUACAGAUGUUUAUGCUGCAACCUUCUGUAAAACCAGAGUCCCAGUUAGGAGCCCCAUUAUCGGAGUUAUUAAGGGAUCCCUACAUACUUAUAGCAGCGGGAUCCAUCACAUUUGCUAACAUGGGUAUCGCUAUGAUGGAGCCCUCCCUGCCGAUAUGGAUGUUCGAGACAAUGGGAUCUCCGGAAUGGCAGCAAGGUGCUGCCUUUUUACCUGCCAGUAUAUCAUACUUAAUAGGAACAAAUACGUUUGGUCCACUGGCCCACAAGAUGGGGAGGUGGCUCAGCGCAUUAAUCGGAAUGAUUAUUAUAGGUGUUUGCUUAAUAGCUAUUCCAUUUUCAAGAAAUAUAUAUCAUUUGAUAGCACCAAAUUUUGGACUUGGUUUUGCAAUAGGUAUGGUGGAUUCCUCUAUGAUGCCACACAUGGGAUACCUGGUAGAUCUUCGUCACGUCUCUGUGUAUGGUAGUGUGUAUGCUAUUGCAGACGUCGCCUUUUGCCUAGGCUUUGCCUUUGGUCCUGCAAUUAGUGGAACCUUGGUUAAAGAAAUAGGAUUCAACUGGAUGCUGUGGAUUAUAGCAAUAAUAAACUUGAUCUAUGCUCCACUUCUAUACUGGAUACGGAACCCCCCAGGACGAGAAGAGAAGAUGUCCCUGAUUAUGAAUGACCAAUGCCCUGUCCAGUAUGUCACAUACAACCAGACUGGAAAGAGUUUACCCACUUCCGACGACGAAGAUCCGUACGGGAAUGACUACUAGAAUGGCUAUGUGUCACGUGGUCUGGCUAUGUGUCACGUGGUCUGUAUCUCUACCCAGUCCUGCAAUGAUAUGCCAAAUUCUGGUGUGUCUGAGCGAUUUAGAAAUAUUGUUGUUAGAAGUUCGCUGAAAGAAAACAACGUCUUUAAAUGCUUCCAAACUCUUAUGAAUAUGCAUUAUAUUAGAAUGUUAAAAUGAUCCGAAUGAGUCCAUAUAUUAUCUGUAAGUUAUAUACACAUGAAAUUUUAUAAAGCAUGGUCAUUUUCAUGUAGAUCUAAACAUAUUUUUAAUGUUGUUUUAUCUUAUGGAGAAGUGGAUAUUUUGGGGGAAAACUUGUCAGUGUACUAAAACAAGUAGAUGUACUGUAGCAGAAAUCAUUAAAUAAGUUUUAUUUUAUAAAGCAGGGGCUCCGUAUCACAGAAGGACCUAAGCCUAUGAUCCACAUUGAGUAUUUUCAGCAUCAUUUCUUGGUGAUAAUAAAGCAAUAUCAUGUUAUUCGUAAAUAUUUUACGAAGUAAUUGUUUAAUUACAGAGAGACAAAAUGGAUGUUUGUACAAGUAUGAUUGAGGUAAUAUUGCUAAUAUUAUUAAAAAAUAUGUGAUAUACACGUGUUAUUUUAUUCAUAAAUGUUCUCUACUUUGCUAUUAUUUAAGACUGUUACUGUUAACAUUUUAUUAAAUGCAUAGAAAAAAAGAUCCACUGCAUUGUAUGUUUGUCAACCAAGCAUAAUACUUUGUACAUUAAAUUAAGUUUUGACAGAAGUUCAAAGAAUAAGAGAGAAACUAACAGAACACAAAUAGAGUAAAAAUGAGUAAUUAAAACUUAUUUAUUUUAAAAUUUAUUUACGACAAAACUUGUUUAUUUGAAUAUAAUGAGACGAUAAUAAUACGAUAUAGUAGUAAUUAUAAUAAUGGUCAUGUGAUUUGUUGACAUAGACUCUGAAUUGUAUAAUAUCAUCUAUAUAUUCCUGUUGUCUCGGUGCUAAUUACUUGUUGUAGACUAAUUAGCCUUAAUUAAAUAUACUGCAGACAAGAA
This is a messenger RNA of Saccostrea cuccullata (small rock oyster), 3246 nucleotides long. RefSeq names its product synaptic vesicular amine transporter-like. Bases 643 to 2214 code for a protein of 523 amino acids. Gene Ontology annotation, molecular function: serotonin:sodium:chloride symporter activity; xenobiotic transmembrane transporter activity. Gene Ontology annotation, biological process: aminergic neurotransmitter loading into synaptic vesicle; xenobiotic transport; transmembrane transport. Gene Ontology annotation, cellular component: terminal bouton; synaptic vesicle membrane. The record is from RefSeq and is a predicted model, not a curated record. NCBI's taxonomy places the organism in Eukaryota, Metazoa, Mollusca, Bivalvia, Ostreida, Ostreidae. The transcript has 17 exons.